This is a messenger RNA of Aspergillus caelatus, 1826 nucleotides long. RefSeq names its product Zn(II)2Cys6 transcription factor. The transcript is spliced from 3 exons. The record is from RefSeq and is a predicted model, not a curated record. Gene Ontology annotation, biological process: regulation of transcription by RNA polymerase II. Bases 260 to 1657 code for a protein of 465 amino acids. NCBI's taxonomy places the organism in Eukaryota, Fungi, Ascomycota, Eurotiomycetes, Eurotiales, Aspergillaceae. Gene Ontology annotation, molecular function: zinc ion binding; DNA-binding transcription activator activity, RNA polymerase II-specific.
AACAUGUUCUUUCUUUUGUGGCUCAAGGCGGUGUGUCUCACGCCAAUGAGGGUCUGGAAAGCUUCAAACAAAUGUUCCAUGAUGUAGGGAACACUGACGAUGGGGCUGAGUCCUCGUAUUCCUCUCACAUCCACCGAAAGGCUGAUCAUUCGUUCCGUGCAUGAUGGGAAAAGGAGGCACAAGCCUUAAUAUUCGACCUCUACUUUUCCAUACAUAUCUACCAUAAAGCUGUUGACUGAAAGUCGGUUAUAAAAAAGCGAUGCCAGCUAUUGCAGACGAGUCUUCGCAGACUGAGAAAGGCCAGGCCCACAGCACCCACCCCAUAACACUCCCGGAUAUCUUACAGGGCCGGAAGAGCCUAUUUCGUGUACCUUUAUACCAAUCAUCGGGCGCAGAAGACGGUAACGGGAAGAUCUAUCAUGCCCGUCGAGCACAUCGGAAGUCGCGCGCUGGAUGUGUGAAAUGCAAGCAACGAAGAGUCAAGUGUGACGAAACUAAGCCCCACUGCCUGCGAUGCCAAAAGCAUGGAGUUGACUGCAGUUAUGACGCUGGUCAAGUUAACUCUGCGCGCAGCAAGAGUGUUAUAUCUUACUUUAUCGACAAAGUCCCCGGUUUGACUGAGCAGGAAUCAGCGACAUAUACAAUGUCGCUGCUUGCUGUCUCGUCCAAGAUAGACGAGCUGCUACAGAUGAAGUCUAAAAAUGGUCGUCUGUCUUCUAAUAUUCGAGCGUUACACCAUUUCCAUGAAGCUACGACCCCUACCGUCAGCUCCGAGCGUAGUCAGAACAUGAUGAGGGGUAAAAUGAUACAGCUGGCGUUCGAUUCACCGUUCCUCAUGCAUGCCAUCAUCGGCGCAGCAACAUCCCAUCUCCGUCGCAUCUACCCCGAAGACAACACAUACACGAUGGUCGAGGCAUACCACUGGCAAAAAGCCAUCAAGCAGUACUCCGAGGAGAUCUCCACUGCCGUCGGCCCACACAACAUGGACCCCCUCUACUCCGCCUGUCUCCUAAUGACCAUCCACUCCUUCAGUCUUGAAGAAUACAACCCCCGCAGCUCCUUCGUCUUCUCCGACGACCCCGAAUCCCUAAACUGGCUGAUGCUUCAAAGCGGUCUGCGUCAUCUCCUCCAGCUAACGGUCCCCUGGGUGACCCAAAGCAUGUGGUGGGAUGUCUUCAGGCGAUCUCGUGAGGGUAACCCCCUCUACGACGACCAUCGUCCCGGACGCAUCGACCUACACCCGGAACUCGCCGAAAUCUGCGGCAUAGACGAUACCACGACCGAGGAAACAAAUCCCUACCACUGGCCUCUGCGAAUGUUGACCCCAUUGCUCUCCCUCGAGCGAAGCAUGAAGACCUUCACCCACUAUACCAAUUACAUGGGCCGACUGCUACCGGACUACUACGACCAGUUACUGAAGAAGGAUCCGCCUGCAUUGAUUAUUCUCAGCUGGUGGCUGGCCCUCGUAGUAGAUCUUGAGGUCUGGUGGAUGGAAACGCGAGCCAAGUCCGAGUGUGUAGCAAUCUGCAUGUACCUGGAGGAGAGCGACGACCCGCGCAUUCUCAGUUUGCUGGAGUUUCCGGCGCAGGUUUGUGGGUAUUUACUCAAGCAUGUGCAGGAGCGGAUAGCGAGUCAAUAUGAUUUGGUGGUGUUAUAGUUCGCUUGUUAUGACUGGGCUGGUUGGUGUUUUUAUGCACUUUUUUGUUCGUUCGAGCGUUUUGAAGUGUCGUAUCUCACAUUUAAAAAGUCCAGUCCCUUGGUUUGAACAAGUAUAUAUGUAUAUGUAUUAUGUCCUGUGUAGUCUCAUUAUAUGACGCAGAUCAAGC